UAAGUUAUAGUUUGUGCAAUCAAUUGUGGAGCGAAGUACGCUUGCGCUGAUAGAGUGUGUGUUCCGAGUUGAGUGGUGUUGCAAGUUCGGGGGGUUCAGCUAUGUUUGGGAUGAUAAAAAACUCACUGUUCAGCCAGACUGAACACAGACCCUGUCACACUGUCAGCUCAGGCACCAAGGGAGAGCUGGACUAUGAGGAGAGGAGGUAUGACCCUGGCAACUACGCCACUGUCACCAUCACUGGAAAACCAUUCGACGAGAGCUCGGGCGAAGGUGCGGUGAAGCUGCUCAAAUACGUCGGAGGGAGCAAUGAAGGAGGUCUGCAGUUAGGAAUGACUGCCCCGGUCAGCAUGAAAGUCCACCCAAGUGAGGAUGGCAGCCUGCAGCCCUCCAUCGAGGUCCAAGUUCGCAUCCCCAGCAAAUUCCAGGAGAACGCUCCCAAGCCAACGGAUGAGAGCAUCGAGAUCAAGCGGCUGGAGGAGUUCACGGUCUACUCAACGCAGUUCGGUGGCUACGCCAAAGAGGCCCAGUUCGUCGAGUGUGCGGCAAAGCUGCGGGCUGCGCUGGGCAAUGCCGUGCCCUACCAUCACGACUUCUACUACUGCGUCGGCUAUGACCCUCCCAUGAAGCCCAUCGGCAGGAGGAAUGAAGUGUGGUUUUUGAAGAGGGACGAUGGGGGUUUGGGUGUGCAGCCGAAUUCACAGUGAGUGGAGCUCCUGUGCCUUGAGAUGUCCCGGGGGGGGGGGGGGGGUAAGCUGAGACAGAUCAUUGGUCACCGAAUGGGGGGAGAGAAGUGUCUCACUGAAUAGAGCUAAUCCUCAGGGUUCAUCAAGAUGGCUGAGUUUGUCAUCGAAACAUCAGCUAUAAUCAAUUCUUGUUACAAUCGAUACCUUUCCUUGGUGAAAGCCCAAGAAAAGUGUAUUCUCUUCUCUGAAAGCACUAGAUCCUUUUUAUAAUUAACUUUGUCGUGAGUAGCAAGAACACUGAAAUGCAAACUGCCUUUCAAGCAGUAGUUAUGUGAAAUGUACUCACUUGCAAAGUUUUGUUGUGAUCACUACUCCCCUUUUGAACUAAUCCUCAGAAUAAACUAUUAUCAUAAGCA
Messenger RNA from Hypanus sabinus (Atlantic stingray), 1102 nucleotides. Its product is annotated as heme-binding protein 1-like. The record is from RefSeq and is a predicted model, not a curated record. Lineage: Eukaryota; Metazoa; Chordata; Chondrichthyes; Myliobatiformes; Dasyatidae. Bases 102 to 707 code for a protein of 201 amino acids. The transcript has 4 exons.